Messenger RNA from Penicillium taxi, 204 nucleotides. RefSeq lists its product as uncharacterized. Lineage: Eukaryota; Fungi; Ascomycota; Eurotiomycetes; Eurotiales; Aspergillaceae. The record is from RefSeq and is a predicted model, not a curated record. The transcript has a single exon. The coding region runs from base 1 to 204 and encodes 67 amino acids.
AUGUUUGCUUGUGGUACUGUUACUGUGACUGCUACUCCGACCACCAGUGGUUGGGAAACAGCAGCUCCUAGGACAACCAGAACUCCUAUCACGACCAGUAUUACCACUCCGUCCAGCACCAUCACUCCGUCCAGGACUCCCAGGACUCCCACUAUGUCCAGGGCUUCUUCUCCGUCUAGCAUUCGCAUCACAUUCAGUGCGUGA